CCCGUUCGCCAUAUUCUUGUUCUCCUCGAUAAAUAUUGUUAGGGUUUUAUCCUACGAGCAUCUUAAAUCAUAGUACUGAUCGAAUUCUUACUAUUCUUGCGUAUUUGAAUGCACUAAACCAAAGGAAUUCAACCGAAAAAGAACGAAAGAAAUAAAAACACAAAGGAGAGAAGCAUGGAGGGAGGGGGCGAGGAGGUCAGCAUAGAGGAGCUCUCUUCAAAUCUCUAUACUUACAGACAACAGCUUCAAGAGGUCAGGAAGCUUUUGAAGGAUGACCCUGGAAAUUCCGAGUAUGCUGAUGUGGAGAAAGAGCUUGUGGAGGUGUCUGCUAUGUGUUGUGAUGGCCAAUCUACUUCUACCCCUGUGAUUGCUUUGACCGAAGAACUUUUAGCAACUGCACAUGAAGAAGCUGGGAAUUCUGGAGUGGGCAUUGGGACAAGUGCUGAUUUAUCCCCUGGUUUUCACCAUUCUGGAGGUACCUUUCAGAAUGAUGCUGUCUCAAGUGGAAUGUAUGAUGGUCACAAGCUUCCUAUUGGUGCUCAAGUUCAAGCUGUUUAUAGUGAAGAUGGCGAAUGGUAUGAUGCAACAAUUGAGGCUCUUACACCAAAUGGAUAUUUGGUUGCUUACAGUGGGUGGGGAAAUAAGGAAGAGGUUGAUCCUGCUAAUGUUAGGGCUAUAGAAGAAGGUAUUGUUGAUCCCCUUCUGGAAGCUGAAAAGGAAGCAGAAGCCACUAAGCUAGCUCUUAAACGUAAGAUUGCCCAAGCAGCUACUGCUGACGUGGACUUUCAGUCAAAAAGCUUACCCGCAAAGCUUCGUAUUGAACCUGAAGAUCCCGAGGAUGUGAAAGCUGCUAAGCGGAAGAAGAUACAUGCUUUCAAGUCAAAGAUGAGAAAGGAACAAAUUGAGGUUACACAAAAUAAGAGACAAAAUGCAUGGCAACAAUUUCAAACCACCAAAGGUCGUGCUAAGAAGAUUGGGUUCUUUUCGGGGCGCAAGAAGGAAAGCAUAUUUAAAUCUCCUGAUGACCCUUUCGGGAAGGUGGGUGUGACUGGAAGUGGGAAAGGUCUGACGGAUUUCCAAAAAAGGGAAAAACAUUUACAUCUCAAGGGAGCUAAUGCUGAAAACACUGAGGAUUAACUAGAUAUAAUAUAUAUGCUUGUACAACUUUCCAGAUAUGUUGGCUGAUAUUUUUCACUUGUUUUAGAUGGU
Molecule: messenger RNA, 1209 nt
Organism: Lactuca virosa
Lineage: Eukaryota; Viridiplantae; Streptophyta; Magnoliopsida; Asterales; Asteraceae
Source: the annotation of a GenBank genome assembly